Thamnophis sirtalis is the source of this 1794-nucleotide messenger RNA. The record is from RefSeq and is a predicted model, not a curated record. NCBI's taxonomy places the organism in Eukaryota, Metazoa, Chordata, Lepidosauria, Squamata, Natricidae.
CGCUUGUGCUUGGCCCUCUGGGUGACACAUUAGGGGCUUCUGCCCUUGGCUGGCAAAGCUUUUCUGAUUGAAAGUUACCCUUUGUAGGGACUUCCAAUCCUAAUGGUUGGUCUUGGAUAUCCAUUGCCACAACGCUACUAAUGCGCAUGCAUUUGCUUUGUGACUUAAAUUUAGCCUUGCUCAAGUGACUUGGAUUGUGCAAACAAAGCAAAAUAAUUUGAUUAAGAAUCUGUUUUUCUGCUUGCUUCUUUUUCUGUGAACUGCACUGAUAAUAUACAACGCAGUCCACUGCUUUAUACAUCUUUUCCUUUUUUGAAAGGCCCCAUUGCCUCCUGGACCUCAUCCAAUGGUUGCUACCGUUCAGGAGCCAGAAACUGACACAUUUCUCAGCAUGUGGGCAAAAAUAAACCAGGUGGAAGGAAAGAAGAGUGAGAAGAACUCGUCUAACUUAGAAAGUUACAAAACUCGCCUCCGUGGGAUGGUCCUCAGAGAAGAACAUGUUGCAAAAGUGGUGAAAAGCCGGAUUUAUUCUGUGGCUGUCCAUCCAUCAGAAAGCAGAACUCUGGUGGCAGCUGGGGACAAGUGGGGGCAGAUUGGCCUCUGGGAUUUGGACUCCAGCUUAGAAAAUAGAGCCUACGUCUUCAUACCGCACAGCCAGGCAGUCAGCUGUUUGCACUUUUCUCCUGUUAAUCCUGCUCAUCUUUUAUCUCUCAGUCACGAUGGCACAUUACGAUCUGGGGAUGUAACUCGAAGAAUUUUUGAGGAGAUAUACCGAAAUGAGAGCCACAGCCUUUCUUCAUUUGACUUCUUGGCAAGCGAUGCCUCUACUUUGGUGGUAGGAAUGUGGGAUGGAAAGGUAGCCAUAGUGGAUCGGAGAACACCAAUCCCAUCCCCCGAGAUCUCGGUUGAUCUUCAUUCAAAGACGAGGACAGUCCACGUUCACCCCGUCCGUAGAGAGUACUUUGUUGCUGCUGGGGAAAGAAACGUCAGUAUUUAUGAUGCUCGGCACCUGAAGAGCAGAAGCCAGGCAGUCGUUGCUCUCAGCGGACACACCAAGAGUGUUGCUUCAGCUUAUUUUUCACCUGUGACUGGAAACAGAGUAGUGACAACUUGUGCUGACGAUAGUCUGAGGAUCUUUGGAACUCAGUGUUUAUCAUCUCUAGCUCCCAUUCUCACAACUAUUCGGCACAACAACAACACAGGUCGAUGGUUGACCAGGUUCCGGGCAAUUUGGGACCCCAAAAGGGACGACUGCUUUGUAGUGGGGAGCAUGGCACGGCCAAGGCAGAUCCAGGCCUUUCACACCAGCGGAGAGCUGCUCCACUCCUUUCUGAGUGAGGAUUAUCUUAACUCCGUUUGUUCCAUCAAUUCCUGGCACCCCACUAGGUACCUGGUUGUGGGUGGAAAUUCCAGUGGCCGCCUGCAUGUCUUUAAAGAGUGACAAGUAUGCUGAAAACAAAUCAGAGUUAAGUGUUUAGUUUAGUUACGCCUGAUUUUGCUUCAGGGCAAAGGCAGCUACAGACCAGUAAGUGCGUUGGGUCACACAUCUGAAGAGAUCCCCCAUUGCGACUAAGAAAUUAAUAAGGCUCAGGUUUGCCAUUAUGGGAUUGUAACUUUUUGAACAGACUGAGAAACUAUUGGUGUCAAUUUAAUCACAGAGGCUUAUUAAUCACAGAGCUUAUAAACUGUGCAAUAGAUAAAACUUCAUUUAAAAGUUAAAUGCUAGUACUUUUGUGAUAAGAAAUUUAAAUGUGUGUUCAAGAAUCAAUAAAAAGCAUAUUUUGAUAUUUUUAA